AGAGUUCCAGAUAACCCUGUUUGGGGAAUUUCUCUUGAACAUUUUUUCUUUCGGGCUUCUAGUCCUCGAAACAACUUUGCUUUCCAGGUGACUGCACCGUUGUUCUCUUCACGGCUCUUCGAAUUCGGUAAAGAUGCCGACGAUAAUGAAGUGCCCCAGGCACUUGACGUCGGCAAGAAGGUCCAGCUGACGAAUCCACUGAAUUUUUAUGGGGAAGACUACAGUACGCUCUAUGUGCUCUCAAAUGGUGCAAUCGGAUUCGAAGCGAAUGCUCGCGCAUACAAAGCUGGUCUAUUCCCGAGUGGAGCGAAACUAAUUGCGCCAUUCUGGAACAGAAACGACUUACGGAAAGGUGGCCAUGUCUACUACCGAGAGGUUACAAAGGGGCGAGUGUUGGAGCGGGGCCAGAGCGAGAUCCGGUACCAGUACGACCGGUCUGUUGUCGUGAAAUCAGCAGUGGUUGUCACUUGGGAGAAAAUGCAACCACUUGAAGGGACGGCUGCUCUGCCUGAAGAUAAUACAAACACCUUCCAAGCUGCUCUUUUCAUCACAGACAACGGUACCUAUGCAAAUUUCAUCUACAGCAAUAUUGGCUGGACGCAAGGUGCCGAGGAGACCGGCUUUGGCUUGAUGGUUCGGGUAAAAGCCUGA
This is a messenger RNA of Cooperia oncophora, 651 nucleotides long. NCBI's taxonomy places the organism in Eukaryota, Metazoa, Nematoda, Chromadorea, Rhabditida, Trichostrongylidae. The record is from the annotation of a GenBank genome assembly.